Messenger RNA from Apis florea (little honeybee), 723 nucleotides. It is a transcript of the gene Sod1, whose product is annotated as superoxide dismutase 1. Gene Ontology annotation, molecular function: copper ion binding. NCBI's taxonomy places the organism in Eukaryota, Metazoa, Arthropoda, Insecta, Hymenoptera, Apidae. Gene Ontology annotation, biological process: superoxide metabolic process. The record is from RefSeq and is a predicted model, not a curated record.
AGAUUCUAAGACAUUCUAUAGAUGAUAAUGAUGAUUUCAAAUUUUUACUCUAUCUAUCUUUUUCCUACUACUAAUAUAUAUUUAUAUUUUCUAUUAUUAUAUUCUAUUAUUAUUAUUAAUCUUUUAUAUUACAAGAUUUUUUUUCUUAUUUGUAAUUUUAUAUUGAAAUUAAGUUCAUCUUUAACUAUUUCUAAUGUUGUAAUCUUAUUCUGAAUCAAGUCGAUAAUGUUGAAAAUGAUACUAAAAUUAUAAAAGAGGUCCUAGUGUUCUUGAAGCAUGGGACAAAAAAUACAUUGAACGUUAAAAUCUAUUUUAUAGUUCAUCUGUGCUUGUUAAACAGUAAGGUCAUCAUUUUAUCAGCUGAAGUAUUCAUUACGAUACGUUAGCUUAUUUGUGAUCGUGAUUCAGCAAAACGAUAAGUACAUUUUAUAAUUAUACGAGAAUUCUUACGGUGCAACAUUUUAGAAGCACUUGUCGUUCCGUGUAGUCGAGAAAUCUUCGAAGAUGACUAAAGCAGUGUGCGUUCUUCAGGGUGAAGUCAAAGGCACUAUUUUUUUCGAACAACCGGAAAGUACUAAUUCUGUGAAGGUCACGGGUCAGGUAACCGGUAAAAAAGGAUUGCAUGGUUUUCAUGUUCAUGAAUUCGGUGAUAAUACCAAUGGUAUGUAUUUCCAAUUAAAUAUUAUUAUUUUUUUUAAUUAUUGUUAAACAUUAUAAAAAAAG